Molecule: messenger RNA, 1017 nt
Organism: Medioppia subpectinata
Lineage: Eukaryota; Metazoa; Arthropoda; Arachnida; Sarcoptiformes; Oppiidae
Source: the annotation of a GenBank genome assembly
AUGAGGGAAUUCCUGCUUUUAUUGAUAACAAUCAGCGCCGCGGCUGCCGAUGAAUAUGGAGGCGGAGGUGGAUAUGGAGGCGGAGGGUAUCAGCAGGAGAAACAGCGACACAUUAAGCUUAAUUUCGGAAUACAUGUGCCGCCCAUUGUGCUGAAAAUGCCCAAAAUGAAUAUGCCCCAGGUCACCAUCAAAGCCAAUUUCCUUAAGAAACCGUACGCCAAACCAUUGGAAGUGAAUCUCCCGCCGCCGCCACAGAUUAGCUUCGGUGAACCCGAAGGCGACAGUUAUGGCGGAGGCGGAGGUUAUGGAGGCGGCGGUGGUUAUGGCGGAGGCGGUGGUUAUGGAGGCGGAGGGUAUGGCGGCGGCGGAGGCGGUGGCGGCGGUGGCUAUGGAGGCGGAGGUUCAGGUUAUGGAGGCGGUGAACAAUACGCUAAAUCUGAAGUGAAUUUUCAUAAGACAAUCAAAGUAGAAGACGGCGGUUCCGGCGGUGGUUAUGGCGGACCCGCAGAGAGUUAUGGCGGAAGCAAUAAUUAUGGAAGUUAUGGUCCGCCACCCGAACCCUAUUCUGGUCCCCCACAGUCUGAGGCGUACGGCCCCUCACGCGGUGGUUAUGCGCCACCAAAUGGCUAUUCAGGUCCUCCAGAGCCCGCCUAUGGACCGCCGCAAGCGUACGGACCCCCACCCCCUCAACAUUAUGAAAACCCCUCUCGAAAGGGUCAAAUCAAACCCCAAGCAUAUGGGCCUCCAAUGGGACCUCCGCUGCCCACUCCUAGUGAAUACUCAAAUCCAGCCCCCGGUGUAUAUCGAGGGCCAUCGCCCGGCGACUACGCCGGCGCUAAUCCGAUGCCAAUGUCAUAUCCCGGGCCAAUGCCACCCAAUAGUUACGGGGGUCCGGGACCCAAAUCGUAUCCCUCCCCCUCUCAACAUUCCAGCGCCGGCCCCCCGCCUAACAAUUACGAGGGCUCAGUGCCGGCCGGCUAUGAAAGUCUGCCACAAACUUAUGGCUUAAAUUAUUAG